Castor canadensis (American beaver) is the source of this 587-nucleotide messenger RNA. RefSeq names its product bublin coiled coil protein (gene Bbln). NCBI's taxonomy places the organism in Eukaryota, Metazoa, Chordata, Mammalia, Rodentia, Castoridae. The record is from RefSeq and is a predicted model, not a curated record.
CCGGCCCCACGAUCUAUCAGCUGCUUCCACCUUCCGCCCAGCGCCGGCUAUCCGCACGACGGACGCCGAUUUCCAACGUCGCGCGGCCCCUGCGCCGCCGGAGCCCGAAAUGUCGGGCCCCAACGGGGACUUGGGCAUGCCGGUGGAGGCUGGCGCGGAAGGCGAGGACGAUGGCUUCGGGGAAGCAGAGUACGCUGCCAUUAACUCCAUGUUGGACCAGAUCAACUCCUGUCUGGACCACCUGGAGGAGAAGAACGACCACCUCCAUGCCCGCCUCCAGGAGCUGCUGGAGUCCAACCGGCAGACACGCCUUGAGUUCCAGCAGCAGCUUGGGGAGGCCCCUGGUGAUGCCAGUCCCUAAGCUGUGGGAGUUCCCAUCUAGGCCCAAACCCUGCCUUCCUGGGCAUCUACUACCUGGCUUAGAUACCUUUGAGUCCCCUAGUGGGUCUGCCUGCCUGUGCCAGCCCCCACUGCCCAGCUGCCCUCCUGAGGCGAGGUGUGGCUCUGUGGCCUACUCAAUUGCCUGCCUGCCCAGUUCCUGGGCAUUCCCCACCUCACCCAGGAUUCAGUAUCUACAUUAAACGGGU